UGGAGCCGGAGUCACUUAUCGGAAUUCAGGGUUUUAAGCCUUUCCAUUCAGCAGCCCUUGUGUUUUCCCGACUGCGCUCGGUUGCGGUGCAAACGAGCUCGGUGACAACGCAGCGCGCCGGAGUUCACACACUCGCCUGUCCCGCUUUUACUGAGCUGCAUCUGGGUCUGACUGCGCUUCCGCCAUGUUGAACCGAGUCAAGUUGUGAGUGACUGCUGGGACCGAAGUGACAAGCCCUAGAAAUCGGACUAGACAGAGUUAGGGGGCUGUUACCGCGCCGGUGACGCAGGAAAAACACCCAGAAGCAGAGGGAAAAACCGUAGGAAUUAGACCUUUCCGGUAACAGCUUUGUGUCCUGCGAAACUGUCACCGAUAUAGGCCACGUUUAUGUAAUAUACGACGACACCAUCGUUGAAGGCUGGACGGAGCCCGUGGAUAGAGGGGCAAGUCAUAUCAAAUUCCUGGUUAUGCAAUGGUCUCAUCGGCACAUCCAGAUCUCCAGGUGCUUGUGUCCCUCUCUCGUGUGUUCGGGCUCUCUUCCCUCUGCUCUACAGCUGAGGUGGCUGUGAUUUCCCUCCUGGCCAGCGCUCCCUAAGAGGCCAAGAUUGCCAAGAUCUGCCCUGUGGCGAGCAUGACGGCCACCACUCGUGGCUCUCCGGUGGGGGGCAAUGACAGUCAGGGCCAGGGCCAGGCACCUGACGCUCAAAGCCAACCCCCACUGCCACAGAACCAGACGUCAUCUCCUAACUCAUCUAAUGAGAACUCUCCAGUGAGCCCACCAGAUGAGCAGGCUCAGGAGGAUGGGCCCCCUCAGCUGGAAGAGGAGGAGCCUGCUUUCCCUCAAACUGACCUAGCAAAGCUGGAUGACAUGAUCAACAGGCCUCGUUGGGUUGUUCCAGUUUUGCCAAAAGGAGAGUUGGAAGUCCUCUUGGAAGCUGCUAUAGACCUGAGUAAAAAAGGACUGGAUGUGAAGUGUGAGGCAUGUCAGAGGUUUUUCCGAGAUGGUCUGACCAUCUCUUUCACAAAGAUCCUGACAGACGAGGCAGUCAGUGGCUGGAAAUUUGAGAUUCAUAGGUGUAUUAUCAAUAACACACACCGAUUGGUGGAGUUGUGUGUGGCCAAGCUCUCUCAGGACUGGUUCCCUCUACUAGAGCUUCUGGCCAUGGCCGCCAACCCUCACUGCAAGUUCCACAUCUAUAAUGGCACAAGGCCCUCUGAGACGGUCCCCGCUGGAGCACAGCUGGCUGACGACGAGCUCUUUGCCCGACCACCAGACCCACGAUCUCCCAAGGGAUGGUUGGUCGACCUAAUAAACAAAUUUGGCACGUUAAACGGGUUUCAAAUGUUGCACGAUCGCUUCAUGAGCGGCCAAGCACUGAACGUCCAGAUCAUCGCUGCACUUAUCAAGCCUUUUGGCCAGUGUUAUGAGUUCCUCACAUUGCACACGGUAAAGAAGUACUUCCUUCCAGUCAUCGAGAUGGUUCCUCAGUUUCUAGAGAAUCUCACAGAUGAGGAGCUGAAGAAAGAGGCAAAGAAUGAAGCCAAAAACGACGCACUGUCCAUGAUAAUCAAGUCUCUGAAGAAUCUGGCUUCUCGUGUACCGGGGCAGGAGGAGACCGUGAAGAAUUUAGAGAUUUUUAGGUUAAAAAUGAUUCUUAGGUUAUUGCAAAUUUCUUCUUUUAAUGGCAAAAUGAAUGCACUAAACGAAGUUAACAAGGUGAUCUCCAGUGUGUCCUACUACACUCAUCGGCAUAACCCUGAGGAGGAGGAGUGGCUGACUGCAGAGCGCAUGGCGGAGUGGAUCCAGCAGAACCACAUCCUGUCCAUUGUGCUCAGGGACAGUUUGCACCAGCCGCAGUAUGUCGAGAAACUGGAGAAGAUCCUUCGCUUCGUUAUCAAAGAGAAAGCUCUUACAAUGCAGGAUCUGGAUAAUAUCUGGGCUGCACAGGCUGGUAAGCAUGAGGCUAUUGUGAAGAAUGUCCAUGACCUUCUGGCCAAGCUGGCAUGGGACUUCUCACCUGAGCAGCUCGAUCACCUCUUUGACUGUUUCAAGGCAAGCUGGACCAAUGCCAGCAAGAAGCAGCGUGAAAAGCUGCUGGAACUUAUCCGGCGCUUGGCUGAGGAUGAUAAGGAUGGUGUGAUGGCCCACAAGGUCCUCAACCUGCUGUGGAACCUGGCACACAGCGAUGAUGUGCCUGUAGACAUCAUGGACCAGGCUCUUAGUGCUCACAUCAAGAUUUUGGAUUACAGUUGCUCACAGGACAGAGACACACAGAAAAUCCAAUGGAUAGAUCGCUUCAUAGAGGAACUACGGACCAACGAUAAAUGGGUGAUCCCUGCCCUGAAGCAAAUCAGAGAAAUCUGUAGCCUCUUUGGUGAAGCUCCUCAAAACCUUAGAAAGAAAAUGCCAAUUAACAUACAAACGAACUUAGUGGGUCAAACCCAGAGAAGUCCUCAUGUGUUCUACCGACAUGACCUGAUCAACCAGCUGCAGCACAAUCACGCUCUGGUGACCCUAGUGGCUGAGAAUCUCUCAGCCUACAUGGAGACCAUGAGGCAGUUCUCCAAAGAAGAGCAAGCUGAGUUUGACCCCCAGACUGUCAGGCCAGGAAGCCGCUACAGCCAUGUCCAGGAAGUACAGGAGCGGCUCAACUUCCUGAGGUUCUUGCUAAAGGAUGGCCAGUUGUGGCUCUGUGCCCCUCAGGCCAAGCAGAUCUGGAAGUGUCUGGCUGAGAAUGCAGUGUUCCUUUGUGACCGUGAGGCCUGCUUCAAAUGGUACUCCAAGCUGAUGGGUGAUGAGCCAGACCUGGACCCGGACAUCAAUAAGGACUUCUUUGAGAACAACGUCCUGCAGUUGGACCCGUCUCUGCUGACGGAGAAUGGCAUGAAGUGCUUUGAGAGGUUCUUCAAGGCUGUCAACUGCAGGGAAGGCAAGCUGGUAGCAAAGCGCAGGGCCUACAUGAUGGAUGACCUGGAACUAAUAGGCUUGGACUACCUUUGGAGGGUGGUGAUUCAAGGAAGUGAUGAUAUCGCAAGCCGAGCAAUAGACCUGCUAAAAGAGAUUUAUACCAACCUCGGACCCAAACUACAAGUUAAUCAGGUUGAAAUUCAUGAAGAUUUCAUCCAGUCAUGUUUUGACCGUCUGAAGGCCUCCUACGACACCCUGUGUGUGUUGGACGGAGACAAAGACAGCAUCAAUUGUGCCCGUCAGGAAGCCAUCCGCAUGGUGCGAGUUCUUACUGUGCUCAAAGAGUACAUCAAUGAGUGUGACAGUGACUACCACGAGGAGAGGACUAUACUGCCCAUGUCCAGAGCCUUCCGUGGGAAGCAUAUCACGUUGAUCGUGCGUUUUCCCAACCAGGGGCGUCAGGUAGAUGACCUGGAUAUCUGGUCACACACCAAUGACACAAUUGGCUCAGUUCGCCGUGGCAUCCUGACUCGGAUCAAGGCAAACGCUGCACAUACCAAGAUAGAGCUCUUUAUUGGUGGCGAGGUGGUCGAUCCGGCUGAUGACAGGAAGUUAAUUGGACAGCUCAACUUGAAGGACAAAACGUUGAUCACGGCCAAGCUGACACAGGUGAGUGCCAACAUGCCUUCAAGCCCAGACAGCUCCUCUGACUCAUCCACUGGCUCUCCUGGUAACCACGGCAACCACUUCAGCGAUGGGCCCAACCCUGAGGUUGAGGGCUGUCUUCCUGGUGUGAUUAUGUCGCUGCAUCUGCGCUACAUCUCCUUCCUGUGGCAGGUGGCUGACCUGGGCUGCAACCUCAAAAUGCCCCUGCUUAGAGAUGGCGCUCGAGUUCUUAUGAAACUCAUGCCGCCAGAUAAUACAACAGUUGAGAAUCUGAGAGCUGUGUGUCUGGACCACGCCAAACUUGGUGAGAACAGCCUCAGCCCCUCACUGGACUCCCGCUUCUUCGGCCCCUCCCCCUCACAAGUGCUCUACCUCAUUGAGGUUGUGUAUGCUUUACUGAUGCCUGCCAGUGCCACUCUUGGCGAGGAUGCCAGUGACUUCCAGUACAACUUCUUGAAGAGUGGUGGGCUACCCCUGGUGCUGAGCAUGCUCACCAGGAACAACUUUCUACCAGCAGCAGAUAUGGAGACAAGACGUGGGGCGUACCUCAACGCUCUAAAGAUUGCCAAGCUCCUCCUGACCUCUGUGGGCUUUGGUCAUGUGAAGGCUGUGGCUGAGGCCUGCCAGCCCAAUGCUGAGGGAAAUAUUCCUGUCUCUCCGAUAAACCAGGCCACUCAUGACCAGGCCCUGGUCCUCCAGAGUGCCCUGCAAAACAUCCCCAACCCUGCGUCAGAAUGCAUGCUGCGCAAUGUAGCCAUCCGCCUGGCCCAGCAGAUUUCUGAUGAGAAUUUCUUCCAGGCAUCAAAGUACAUCCCAGACAUUUGUGUGAUCCGAGCAGUACAGAAAAUUGUGUGGGCAUCAGGCUGUGGUACGGUGCAGCUCGUCUUCAGCUCCAAUGAAGAAAUCAGCAAAAUAUACGAGAAGACAAAUGCAGCUAAGGAGCCAGAUGGGGAAGAUGAGCAGGUGUGCUGCGAGGCCCUGGAAGUGAUGACACUGUGUUUCGCCCUCAUGCCCACGGCUCUGGACACACUCAGUAAGGAGAAGGCUUGGCAGACCUUCAUCAUAGACCUGCUGCUACACUGCCACAGCAAAUCUGUUCGUCAGAUGGCUCAGGAGCAGUUUUUCCUGAUGGCAACUCGGUGUUGUAUGGGCCAUCGACCCCUCCUCUUCUUCAUCACCCUCCUCUUUACUGUGUUGGGGAGUACAGCCAAGGAGCGAGCCAAACAUGCUGGGGACUACUUCACGUUGCUCAGACAUCUGCUGAACUAUGCCUAUAACAGUAACAUCAACCUGCCAAAUGCUGAGGUGCUGCUCAACAAUGAGAUUGACUGGCUGAAGAGGAUAAGGGACGAGGUUAAGAGGACAGGGGAGACUGGUGUGGAGGAGACCAUCCUGGAGGGACACCUUGGGGUCACCAAAGAACUUCUAGCCUUCCAGACACCAGAGAAGAAGUAUUACAUUGGCUGUGAGAAGGGAGGAGCGAACCUCAUUAAGGAGCUGAUUGAUGACUUCAUUUUCCCAGCAUCAAAUGUUUACCUGCAGUACAUGAAAAGCGGGGAAUUUCCUACUGAGCAAGCCAUCCCAGUGUGCAGCACCCCUGCUUCCAUCAACGCAGGCUUUGAGCUCCUGGUAGCACUGGCGGUCGGCUGUGUUCGCAACCUCAAACAGAUAGUCGACACUCUGACUGACAUGUACUACUUAGGUUGUGAAACAUUGACAGAGUGGGAGUACUUGCCUCCGGUGGGGCCACGGCCAAACAAAGGCUUUGUAGGACUGAAGAACGCUGGGGCCACCUGUUAUAUGAACUCUGUCAUUCAGCAGCUGUACAUGAUCCCUCCCAUCCGCAAUGGCAUCCUGGCCAUCGAGGGCACAGGCACUGAUGUGGACGAUGACAUGUCAGGGGAUGAGAAGCAGGAGAAUGAGAGUAACGUGGAUCCUCGUGAUGAGGUUUUCAGCUACCACCAUCAGUUUGAUGAUAAGCCCUCUAGUAAGUCAGAGGACAGGAAAGAGUACAACAUUGGGGUCCUGCGCCACCUACAGGUCAUCUUUGGCCAUCUGGCUGCGUCCAGACUGCAGUAUUAUGUCCCUAGGGGAUUCUGGAAACAGUUCAGGUUAUGGGGUGAGCCGGUGAACUUGAGAGAGCAACACGAUGCUCUGGAGUUUUUCAACUCUUUGGUGGACAGUCUGGAUGAAGCUCUGAAAGCUCUGGGUCACCCUGCCAUGCUCAGCAAGGUGCUGGGAGGGUCCUUUGCUGACCAGAAGAUCUGUCAGGGAUGCCCCCACAGGUAUGAGUGUGAGGAGUCAUUCACAACACUCAACGUAGACAUCAGAAACCACCAGAACCUGCUGGACUCCAUGGAGCAGUAUGUUAAAGGAGACCUGCUGGAGGGAGCCAACGCCUACCACUGUGAGAAGUGUAAUAAGAAGGUGGACACGGUGAAACGCCUGCUGAUUAAGAAGCUGCCGCCAGUCCUCGCCAUCCAGCUGAAGCGCUUUGACUACGACUGGGAGCGGGAGUGUGCCAUCAAGUUCAACGACUACUUUGAGUUCCCCAGGGAGCUGGACAUGGAGCCUUACACGGUAGCGGGUGUGGCCAAGUUAGAGGGUGAUGACGUUAAUCCAGAGAACCAGGUGAUCCAACAGAAUGAGCCCUCUGAACCCACGCCCCCAGGCAGCUCCAAGUAUCGCCUGGUGGGAGUGCUGGUCCACUCAGGCCAGGCCAGCGGCGGACACUACUACUCCUACAUAAUCCAAAGGAAUGGGGGUGAUGGUGAAAAGAACCGCUGGUAUAAGUUUGACGAUGGGGACGUGACUGAGUGUAAAAUGGACGAUGAGGAGGAGAUGAAGAAUCAGUGCUUUGGAGGAGAAUACAUGGGCGAGGUAUUCGAUCACAUGAUGAAAAGGAUGUCUUACCGGAGGCAGAAGCGAUGGUGGAAUGCCUACAUCCUAUUCUAUGAGCGUAUGGACUCACUGGACAAGGACAGCGAGCUUGUCAAAUACAUCUCAGAGCUGACCAUCUCCUCCACCAAGCCAAAUCAGGUCAAGAUGCCUGGUGUCAUCGAGUGCAGCGUCCGCAAGCAGAACGUCCAAUUCAUGCACAACCGAAUGCAAUACAGCCUGGAAUAUUUCCAAUUCAUUAAGAAACUUCUGACCUGUAACAGUGUCUAUUUAAACCCUCCUCCAGGACAAGACCAUCUUCUGCCAGAGGCAGAGGAGAUUGCUAUGAUAAGUGCUCAGCUGGCUGCUAGGUUUCUCUUCAGCACAGGUUUCCACACCAAGAAAGUAGUUCGGGGUCCUGCCAGUGACUGGUAUGAUGCCCUCUGCAUCCUGCUGAGACACAGUAAGAAUGUACGCUAUUGGUUUGCACACAACGUUCUGUUUGCUUACCCUAACCGGUUCUCCGAGUACCUGCUUGAGUGCCCGAGUGCUGAGGUCCGUGGAGCAUUCGCCAAGCUCAUCGUCUUCAUCGCUCACUUCUCCCUGCAAGAUGGCCCCUGUCCCUCCCCCACCGCCUCGCCUGGACCCUCUACUCAGGGCUGUGAUAACCUCAGUCUCAGUGACCACCUGUUAAGAGCUGUACUCAACCUGCUCAGAAGAGAGGUGUCUGAACACGGCCGUCACCUGCAGCAGUACUUCAACCUCUUUGUCAUGUACGCCAACCUGGGUUUGGCAGAAAAGACUCAGCUGCUGAAACUUAACGUUCCUGCCACUUUCAUGUUGGUCGCUCUGGACGAGGGUCCCGGCCCUCCCAUUAAAUACCAGUAUGCUGAGCUGGGCAAGCUUUACACUGUGGUUUCCCAGCUGGUCCGCUGCUGUGAUGUCUCAGCGCGCAUGCAGUCCUCCAUCAAUGGUAACCCUGCUCUUCCUAACCCGUAUGGGGACACCAACCUGACUACCCCAGUGAUGCCUGUGCAGCAGCUGGUGGCAGAGAUCCUUUUUGUGCGGACCAGCUACGUGAAGAAGAUCAUUGAAGACUGCAGCAACUCUGAGGAGACUGUGAAGCUGCUUCGCUUCAGCUGCUGGGAGAAUCCUCAGUUCUCCUCCACUGUGCUCAGUGAACUGCUCUGGCAGGUGGCGUACUCCUACACCUAUGAGCUGAGGCCUUACCUGGACUUGCUGCUACAGAUCCUGCUCAUCGAGGACUCGUGGCAGACACAUAGGAUCCACAAUGUGCUGAAGGGAAUUCCAGAUGAUCGAGAUGGUCUUUUUGACACCAUCCAGCGCUCCAAGAACCACUAUCAGAAGCGAGCCUACCAGUGCAUCAAGUGCAUGGUGGCACUGUUCAGCAACUGCUCUGUCGCUUAUCAGAUCCUACAGAGUAAUGGUGACCUGAAGCGAAAGUGGACGUGGGCAGUCGAGUGGUUAGGGGACGAGCUGGAGAGGAGGCCAUACACAGGCAACCCCCAGUACACCUACAACAACUGGUCCCCACCAGUUCAGAGCAACGAGACCUCCAAUGGAUAUUUCCUGGAGCGUUCGCACAGUGCACGCAUGACACUGGCCAAGGCCUGUGAACUCUGUCCUGAAGAGCUCAAGUGUACUCAGGAAAGCCCAGGGAAGGAGCCGGAUGAACAGGAAGCACCUGAUGAUCAAGACUCCUCCCCACCCGAGGACACGUCUCUGUACCCACAUUCUCCUGGAACCACCCAGUUUCAGCAGAACAACCAUCCUCAUGGUCAGCCGUAUACCGGACCUGCUGCUCAGCACAUGAACAACCCCCAGCGUCCUGGUCCUGCCUCUGCCCCGACUCCUGGCCCGACCCAGACCACCACCACCACCACCACCACCCCCACCCUCACCCCCGGCCCUGGACCAUGCCCUGGAUCUGGACCAGGCCCUGGACCCGGAUCUGGACCCAGUCCUGGCCCAGGCCCGAGAGCACAAGAGAACUGGGAGAGCACUGAGGAGGUCACCCCUGCCCCUGCCCUAGCCCCAGCUCCAGCCCCUGCCUCCACCACCCCGGCACCUGCCCCGCCUAAGGAGUAACAAUCCCUCCCCUCCUCUGCUGUGCCUCGAGCCUCCAUCGUCUCGCUCUCCUUCCUCUCAUCCUUUUGGUCGACAGAGCUCCUCAUCGGGCCUCUCUCUCUCUCUUUCUCUCUCUCUGGGCCCCAGGACAGGGCAGAGCCGGGCCCACCACCCACUCCAGGGCGCGUCUGUCUCUCUCCCGUCAGCCUGAGGGAGGCGCUCUUCCCUGGCCUGGGGCUGCCUGACCGUGUGACAGGGGCCUGGCAGUUUGGCUGCAGAGGCGAGGGAGUGGACAAGAGUUCUAAUAAAGAAAAACAAAUUAAAGUCAGAGCUGACGAUGCUGAUGCGCUUGUCUACACGACGAAAAGGUGUACAUAGUAUCUUAAUGUUUUUGACUGUUCAGGUCCCCCAGUAGCAUAACUCUGUGUGGUUUGCUGUUGGGAGAUGUUGCAGAUAUUAUAAAAAACAAAAAUGGAUAUUAUAAAUAAGAAAAAAGCCCAAAAAAACUGUAAGAAGACAACAACUCCUCUUUGUUUUAUCACCCAUGCUCGGCAGUAAAGUUUGUUCUACCAUCGGACGGUUACUGGUCAUUCAACUGUAGAAAGAUGCAUUGUUAUUAUCAUAAUUAAUAUUAUUAUUCUUAAGCUCCUUGGUGACUUUCUGUCCCAAAUCAACUCACGAGCUGUGGUUGGUUUUAUUGUGAGAUAUGGAAUGGUUGGGUGGACUUCUACGGUGUUUGGUUGAUGUGAAAAAGCAGUGAUGCAACCUUGUUCUGAAACUCAUUGCCUUUCUUUUUUUUUUUUUUUUCUUUGUUUUCUUUUCUUUUGUUCUGGUAAUUAAUUCAAUCCUUUUUGAAGCUCUAGUUAAUAUGCUGUAACAUUUAGCAUGGCUUCUCACCAGAAUAGUGUAGCCCAAGGGAAGACUUGUGAUCAUAACAACCUGAAGCUGUUCUUAAUCCACAUCUCCAGAGGGGUAUCGUUACCCAUAGGUUUUUUUUCUUUCCUUUUUUUUGUUUGUUUUUGUGUUAUUUUUUUUUCUACUCAUCUACCCGAUCUACAAUGAGGGCGAUAUUUUGAACCAAUGUAUGAAUAAGUGGCUUUUCAAUUGCUCAUCAUAAUCCUACGACUUUACAUUUGGCAGCCAGUUUUGAUGGGAUAGACAGCUUAGCUUUCAUCUAUAGGAAUUCUGACAAAUGAAAACACAUAUGCAACAGAAUUGCUGCACUGGGCUGAUCUGGUGUAUAAUAGACUGUGUGGUUUGCUUCUGUCUCUUCAAUAGAGCCUAGUUGUAGACAGACUUGUUGCCCAUCGGCUUCCUCUCCGCCAUGGAGCCGGUCAGGCUUUUUCGCCGUCUGGCUGCGGUUCGGGAUGAAGCGGCCGAUCCUGAGCGCCAGCGAGACCCUCGUCCUCUCGCUCCAUGGAGAUUAGGUUCCACAGCGGGGUCCCUAAUGUAAGAAUAGCAGCUGGUUAGUCACGUUUCAACUCGAGCUAACUUGUAAUUCUGUAGGAGUAAAAGGUAAACAUCAGUAAAUACUGUAUUUAAUUGGUAACUUGAAUGCGUGUAUUUUUUGAUUUUUUUUUUCUUUUUUUUGUCUAAAACAUACCAAAUACUCCUGCAAAUGAAAAUAUUCUGCCCACCGUAUUAUAUUUAAAUAUUUUGCUCUUAUUUUAUAGAAUUUAUUUUGUUGUAUUUCACUAAAAAUAGAAUUUGAUUUAAGAGGAACAUUUUUGUCCUUGUGUUAUUUUUAAAGAAGAUAUUGACUGUACAGAGUUCUGCGCCCUGUUUUUUGCCGACUUUUGUUUUGGCCAUGGUGUGACGUUGAAUUCUGGAGCUACAGUCGCGAUGUGGACUUUCACUUUGUGAGGUUUUUUGUGCACAGAAAUAUAACAAAAAAAAGCAUUGCGCCCUUAGCAAAUAAAGAACAUGGAAUCUUG
Messenger RNA from Limanda limanda (common dab), 10473 nucleotides. It is a transcript of the gene usp9, whose product is annotated as ubiquitin specific peptidase 9. Bases 632 to 8560 code for a protein of 2642 amino acids. The record is from RefSeq and is a predicted model, not a curated record. The transcript is spliced from 48 exons. Gene Ontology annotation, molecular function: cysteine-type deubiquitinase activity; cysteine-type endopeptidase activity. NCBI's taxonomy places the organism in Eukaryota, Metazoa, Chordata, Actinopteri, Pleuronectiformes, Pleuronectidae. Gene Ontology annotation, biological process: protein deubiquitination; cell migration. Gene Ontology annotation, cellular component: cytosol; nucleus.